GUGAGACCCGAGCGGGUGUGAUUAGUAUGAUUGCAUGCACCCUCUCGUUCACCAUUUCUUCUCUCCCUCCAUCCAUAUAUAAUCUUUCAUACUGCAUCUCGUCUCCCACUUUGCCGUUCCAUAAGACCCUGAAGAAGACUCCUUUCUCUCUUCACACCAACAAGAAGGAACAGGGGUUAAUUAUUUGUGUGAGGAAAUGGCUGAUAGGGGCCAGCAACCGUCUGUCAUGCAAAAGAUGGCCGGCCAGGUCCAUCUCAGUUCUAGCUUUCCCCAAGGUUUUCGGAGACCUGCUUUACACCGAAGGCAGUUUGCAAAUGGAAACUAUUCCAAUGCGGGAUUCCAGUAUGCCAUGACAAGGCCAUGCCAGUCUAGCCUUGACAUCUCAUUGGUUGCAUCAUCUACUGCAACGGUAUUUGUCCAAGCCCCGUCUGAGAAAGGCUUGGCUGGCUUUGCUGUUGAUUUUCUUAUGGGCGGUGUUUCUGCUGCCGUGUCAAAAACUGCUGCAGCUCCCAUUGAGCGUGUGAAGCUCUUGAUCCAAAACCAGGAUGAAAUGAUCAAGGCUGGUCGACUCUCUGAACCAUACAAGGGAAUUGGAGAAUGUUUCAGCCGAACAAUAAAAGAUGAGGGGACGAUGUCUUUGUGGAGAGGGAACACUGCUAAUGUCAUCCGUUACUUCCCUACUCAGGCCCUGAAUUUUGCAUUCAAAGAUUACUUUAAGAGGCUUUUCAACUUCAAGAAGGACCGUGAUGGCUAUUGGAAGUGUUUCGCUGGAAACCUGGCAUCUGGUGGUGCUGCUGGUGCCUCGUCACUACUCUUUGUUUAUUCUUUGGAUUAUGCCCGAACACGUCUUGCAAAUGAUGCCAAGGCUGGAAAGAAGGGAGGGGAGAGGCAAUUCAAUGGUUUGGUUGAUGUCUACAGGAAGACACUAAAAUCAGAUGGCGUUGCUGGGAUUUAUCGUGGAUUUAACAUUUCAUGUGUUGGUAUUAUUGUGUACCGUGGUCUGUAUUUUGGAUUGUAUGAUUCUUUGAAGCCGGUCGUCCUGACUGGAAAGCUGCAGGAUAGUUUCUUUGCUAGCUUUGCUGUUGGCUGGGUCAUCACUAAUGGUGCUAGUCUUGCAUCCUAUCCAAUUGACACUGUCCGCAGAAGAAUGAUGAUGACAUCUGGUGAAGCUGUCAAGUACAAGAGCUCCCUCGAUGCAUUCUCCCAGAUCCUUAAGAACGAGGGUGCUAAAUCCCUGUUCAAGGGUGCUGGUGCAAACAUCCUCCGUGCUGUUGCUGGUGCUGGUGUGCUUGCCGGAUAUGACAAGCUUCAGGUGAUUGUCUUGGGAAAGAAGUACGGUUCCGGGGGGCCUAAUUAAGUCUCAUUCUUCUUCACCCCAUACAAUCAUCAAAGAUGGUGACGAAAUUCUUGGAGUUCCAUUCCAGAAUUUAUUCUGGAUAAUUCUUUAGACUCAUUUGGAUUAACUUUUUUCAGCUUCAGGAUUUCCAUUGCUGUAGUCUUGUCUUUUAGGAAUUGUUGCGAUUGCACUACAUUGAUUUUGAACACAUCAAAACUAUAAAUUAUCCUUCUCGUUUUAUCA
Molecule: messenger RNA, 1579 nt
Organism: Populus euphratica (Euphrates poplar)
Lineage: Eukaryota; Viridiplantae; Streptophyta; Magnoliopsida; Malpighiales; Salicaceae
Product: ADP,ATP carrier protein 1, mitochondrial-like
Exons: 4
Coding region: 197-1357 (386 amino acids)
Biological process (GO): mitochondrial ATP transmembrane transport; mitochondrial ADP transmembrane transport
Cellular component (GO): mitochondrial inner membrane
Molecular function (GO): ATP:ADP antiporter activity
Source: RefSeq, a predicted model, not a curated record